Molecule: messenger RNA, 1194 nt
Organism: Encephalitozoon cuniculi GB-M1
Lineage: Eukaryota; Fungi; Microsporidia; Unikaryonidae
Exons: 1
Coding region: 1-1194 (397 amino acids)
Biological process (GO): DNA-templated DNA replication; error-prone translesion synthesis
Cellular component (GO): epsilon DNA polymerase complex
Molecular function (GO): DNA binding
Source: RefSeq, marked provisional
AUGAAGGAAAAGAUCUACAAGGCAUUUACUCGAGAAGGCGGCGUGAUGCUUUCUCCAGAGGCAUUGGAGUAUCUUGAAGGCAGCAUCAGGGGAGAGGCAAUGCUGAAGGGUGUGUCUACAGAAUACAUACGGAGAAACGGGCCUGAGCUUGCCGACCUAUGUCUAAUUCGGGAGAUUGUGGAAUCCUUUGAUGCCAAGCAAGAUAUUUACAACAUCUUAAACCAGGAGUUCAGAGAACCAAAUAGCCUAUUGAAGUACAGACGCCUGGUGGAAAAAAUGGGAAGGGAGAUUACGCCUAUAUACCUGCUGGGCGACGAAUGCAGCACCAUCUUUGGAUGUUAUUAUAAAGACAAGGACGGGAGGGAAGUUCUCGAGGACGACGGAGAUGUGAUUCCUCUGGACAUGAGUGGAUGCAGCGGAGACGUAUUUCUCUGCGACAACAUUUUUAUUGGAAUAGAGGGGAAAAAGACGGACGGGAGAUUUGUAGGGCUGAAAGUGCAUCUCCCUGGCAUAGAUAAAGGGGUCUGCAGGAUGCCUAGGCUGGCGGAGAAGGAUCUCAAGGUAUUGUUUUUUUCCGACUUUCAAAUGAGCGAAAUUAAUGGAAGAAUCCUAAGAAAGAUUCUGAGCAAAGUACAGGCAGACAUUGUUGUAAUUAUGGGGAAGCUCUGUCUUGGAAGACUCUCUAGCAUUUCGUACACCAACUUUGUAAAUGGGUUCAGGCUAAACGGCAUCCGAACGCAGGUUCCAGACAUCAUUCUCUGUCCGGAUGCAGACGAUGUCUAUCCAUCAUUUCUUCCAAAGGAAAUACAGGUGCCAGAAGAGUGUAGUAAGGUCAUCAAGGCCGCAAGUAAUCCGUUUACACUCGAAACCAGAAGAUGUUCAAUAGGAGUUAUUAGAGAGGAUAUAUUCAAAUAUAAGGAGAGGGGUGUUUUUAUUGGGAGAAAUUACGUAGAUUCCUUUGUGGAGACCGUUCUGUCGCAAUCCAGCUUUAACCCAUUUGGAAUUUCGAACCUAGAUGUCGAUAGAACCCCUGAUGUAUUUGUUGUAGGGCAGGAUUUCUAUCCAUUUGUUACAUCAGUGAAGGGAGUGACAUUUAUUUCCUGCCCCAGCUUCAAGGACGAAAUGUCCUUCGUAUCUUAUGACCUUUCUUCUGGGGAUGCCACUGUUCUUAACUCUAAGCAUGUUCUAACGUAG